GUGCACCGCUCAGUGAAUAAGAGCAUUACCUAAUCCCAUGAUGCAUUGCGAUGGGCGGGUGGGGUUUUUUGAGUGCUGGAGCCACGCCCACCAAGCUCGUGUGGACCAGUGAGCUCUGCUUGACAUGACAUCAUCUUUAUUUUCAGUGUGCGAGCUGCGCCGUGCCUCCAGGAGAGACAGGAGAGAGAGAGAAAGGAAAAAAAAAAAACCACACCAAGAAACUUUGUUUCCACGUCGGAAGAGAGGAUGUUUCAGGAUUUUAAAGGACAACUUUCCUGGAAAAGUUGUUUUUGUUUUAAUGAACGGAUGCAACAGUGAUCAGGUUUGAAGGUUGAACUUUUGAUUUGAACUUUGGUUUGGUUUUACGCACACAUCCUCCUCUCUUCCCACGCCUCCUACUUUUUUAUUUACUAAAAAAAAUGGAUGGAUUGUUUUAUAAUGAAGCUCUGGAUGGUGUUUUAAACCAUCACCACCACCACCACCACCAUCAUCGUGGAGAACCUGGAGAGAACGGAUACCAAACCCUGACGCGCAACCUGAGCCUGAACCUCUCCGACGCGCCUGAUGCGCUCAUGCUCACAUCCCCCGACCUCCACUUACUCAAACUGAGCUCGCCCGAGCUGGAGAGACUCAUCAUCCAGUCCUGCAACGGCUCAGCUCCUGCAUCCGGUCCGGCGCGCGCUCCAAAACACACCACGGACCAGCAGGAUGCGUUCGAUGCCCUGGCUGAGUUUCAGCACCACCACCACAGGAUCUCCAGUAACCCUGAUGAUGUCCCACCACUUACAGGAUCUACAGGACCGUCUCAUGCCUGCACCGGAUUCGCAGAACAUCUCGACACCACGUGGGUGGACGCCGUGUACACCGCCGACCCGUGCGCGCCCCCUCAUCAUCCUCCUCCGCAGUUCGGCUGCGCGCCGGCGCUCAAGGACGAGUCGCAGAAAGUCCCCGAGACGCCGCCGCUGUCUCCGAUCGACAUGGAGGAUCAGGAGAGGAUCAAAGCCGAGAGGAAGCGCAUGAGAAACCGCGUGGCUGCCUCCAAGUGCCGGAAGCGGAAGCUGGAGCGGCUCGCGCGGCUGGAGGAGAGAGUGAGCCGGUUAACGGGGGAGAACGGAGAGCUGCGCGGCGCCGCCGACACCCUCCGGGACCAGGUGGCGCAGCUCCGACAGCAGCUCCUGGAGCACAUCAAGAGCGGCUGCAAACUCCUCAGCCAGCAGCUGCAGACUGUCAAAGAGUUUUAAAGCCGCGAUCCGGGACUUUUUUUUUUUUUGGAGAGAUCUCUACUUCAACACUUCAUCAGUGAGUUCAGAAAGACAGUACCUUAGAAACCCUAACAUGCGAGGUGUUUUUUUCCCUUUCACUUCAGACUUCUGUUUACGUUAUUUUUGUUCCAUUUAUUUCUGGCCCAGAAAUGAGUUCCACCCCCAGCUGGAUCAGAGACUUCUUUCAUGCUUUUUUCAUUCUCUCUUUUGCUUUUCUUGCCUUGCUUUUCACACCUUUUUCUUUUUCACAACUAACUUUCGCUUCUUUCUCUUGCACCUUUUUCUUUCUCUUGCUUUUUUCACACCUUUCUUUUGCUUCUUUCUUGCCUUGCUUUUCACACCCUUCUCUUUUUUCGCACCUUUUUCUUUCACAACUAACUUUUGCUUCUUUCACAACUUUCUCUUGUGCCUUUCUCUCUUUUUCGCACCUUUUUCUUAACUAACUUUCG
This is a messenger RNA of Neoarius graeffei (lesser salmon catfish), 1711 nucleotides long. Its product is annotated as transcription factor Jun-like. The transcript has a single exon. Gene Ontology annotation, molecular function: transcription factor binding; RNA polymerase II cis-regulatory region sequence-specific DNA binding; DNA-binding transcription factor activity, RNA polymerase II-specific. Bases 420 to 1241 code for a protein of 273 amino acids. The record is from RefSeq and is a predicted model, not a curated record. Gene Ontology annotation, biological process: regulation of cell population proliferation; regulation of cell cycle; regulation of transcription by RNA polymerase II. NCBI's taxonomy places the organism in Eukaryota, Metazoa, Chordata, Actinopteri, Siluriformes, Ariidae. Gene Ontology annotation, cellular component: transcription regulator complex.